AUAUUUGCUCAUCUCUCUCUCUCUCUCUCUCUCUCUCUCUCUCUCUCUCUCUCUCUCUUAUUCCCUUCGUCUCAUUCGGUUUCUCUCUCUAUCUCUCUCCCUCUCUAGACUCUUUCUCUCUCGCUCUGUUUCUCUCUCUCGGAGAGGACGAAGACGACGAAGAGGACAACAAAGAAGCACAAAGAUAUGGUGUCAACGCGUCGCAGCGGAUCUAUAUCAAACAACAACAGCAACAACAAACGAUCAUCGUCUUCCGAACAGAAACCCCCGUCCCCCAAACGCCAAAAGGCUGAUAAUGGUGGUGCAUCGGAGAAAUCGACGCCGCAGGAACCUUUGCAACAGCCGCUGGUAGACAAUUCGAAAGAAUUUAGUUCGCCAACGGCGCUGGAUCCACCUGAAAAUGCCGCAGCAAGUUAUCAACGGAAAGAUGGAAGCGCCGAAGGCGAGGCUGUUAGUGCUGGGAAGCCGGAGGCGGCUCCGGCUGCAUCCGUCGUCACUCCGAUCGCUCAAGCAUCAGUGCCCAUUUUAGGGGAAAAGCUGAGAAGUUCAUUCUCUUCAUGGAAGCAGCAAAAUCAGAGCUGUGAGAUGGCCACACCUUGGUGCAGGCUUCUUGCUCAGAGUCCAUCGAACCAAACAAUGACUGUUUAUACAACAAACUUUUUAGUUGGAUCAAACAAGAAUGCUAAUCUUUCCAUCAAGGAUAUAAGCGCUAUUCUUUGCACUAUCAAGCCUGAUGAGCUCGAAGGUGGUUCUGCUGUGCUUGAAAGCAAAGGAAGCAAGGGAUCUGUGCAUAUAAAUGGGAAGACUAUUAAGAAGGGUACAAACCAUGUUUUGAAUUCAGGAGAUGAAGUUGCUUUUGGUCCUCCUGGGACUCAUGCUUAUAUUUUCCAGCAGCUAACAAGCGAUUUCUUGUUAAAAACACAUACACCCAAAACACUGCAUACCGAAAGACGUGCAGGGGAUCCAUCAGCAGUUGCAGGUGCUUCAAUUUUGGCAUCUCUUUCAAAUCUUAGAGCAGAUUUAUCUCGUUUGAAGCCUGCUGCUCAAACUGCUCCUAAUCAUGAUGAUGAGAUUGAUGGUCUAGAAGUGAAUUCAGCUACAAAUACUGGCAAUGAUAGUGCAUCUGAAAUUGGAGCUACCAGCAAGAUCACGCCACUUGGCAGCAAUCUAGAUCCUAGUAUUGUUGAAACAGGAAAUGUAUUGGAAACAAGGGAUUCACUGCCUCCGGUUCCAGGGAUGUCUGUAAGAUCUGCAAUGUUGAAGGAAGAGAUUUUUACAGGGAUUAUUGAUGGGAAGGAAGUUGGAGUUUCUUUUGAUGACUUCCCUUAUUAUUUAAGUGAGAACACAAAAAAUGUUCUUAUUGCAGCUUCUUAUAUACAUUUGAAGCAUAGAGACCAAGUUAAAUAUGCUUCUGAACUACCAACUGUGAAUCCUAGAAUCUUGCUUUCUGGGCCUGCAGGAUCUGAAAUUUAUCAAGAGAUGCUAGCAAAGGCACUUGCUCAUUAUUAUGGUGCCAAAUUGCUUAUAUUCGAUAGCCAUUCGUUUCUGGGUGGUUUAUCACUGAAAGCGGAGCUAUUGAAAGAAGGAAGCACUAAGCAAAGCACCACCCCUAGUGAAUUGGAUGCUCCGGGGAAUGAAAGUGUUUCUGAGCCACAACAAAAAAUGGAGGUUGACUUUGUCCCUCCAGUUGCAGGAACCUCUAAAACCCCCACAUUCAAAUUGGGUGACAGAGUGAAAUAUAUAGGUCCUACUUCAGGAGCCAUAUACUCUUCUUCAAGGGGUCCUACUGCUGGAGCUCGUGGGAGGGUUCUGCUACCUUUUGAAGACAAUUCCCUCUCAAAAAUUGGUGUAAAGUUUGAUAAAGUCAUCACUGAUGGGGUUGACCUUGGUGGACUUUGUGAUGGGGGUUAUGGAUACUUCUGCUCUGCUAAUGAGAUUCGAUUGGAUUCAACUGGGGUUGAAGAUCUGGAUAAAUUACUCAUUACCACUUUGUUUGACGUUGUAACCAGUGAGAGUAGGAAUGUUCCUUUUAUUUUGUUCAUGAAAGAUGCAGAAAAGUCGAUUGUUGGGAGCUCAGAAUCAUAUUCAACAUUUAAAACCAGGCUUGAAAAGCUACCAGACAACGUUGUUGUUAUUGGUUCACAAACUCAUACAGAUAGUCGCAAAGAAAAGUCACAUCCUGGUGGUUUGCUUUUUACAAAAUUUGGCAGCAACCAAACAGCUCUUCUUGACCUGGCUUUUCCAGAUAGUUUUGGGAGGCUACAUGAAAGGGGGAAGGAGGUUCCGAAGGCGACUAAGCUUUUAACCAGACUUUUUCCAAAUAAAGUGGCCAUUCACAUGCCUCAGGAUGAGAACCUCCUUGCCAGUUGGAAACAGCAAUUGGAUCGUGAUUCUGAAACAUUAAAGAUGAAGGGAAAUCUCAACAAUCUACGUAAUGUUCUUAAUAGGACUGGUUUAGAAUGUGAUGGGCUUGAGACGUUAUGCAUCAAGGAUCAGUUGCUUACAAACGAAGGUGCUGAGAAGGUUGUUGGAUGGGCUCUAAGCCAUCAUCUAAUGCAACACGCUCAAGCUGAACCAGAGGCAAGACUUGCUCUCUCAAACGAGAGCAUACAAUACGGUAUUGAAAUUCUCCAAGCAAUUCAGAAUGAAUCCAAGAGCUUGAAGAAAUCUCUCAAGGAUGUUGUAACGGAAAAUGAGUUUGAGAAAAGGCUUCUAGCGGAUGUGAUUCCUCCUAGUGACAUUGGAGUAACAUUUGAUGAUAUUGGAGCAUUGGAAAAAGUUAAAGACACGUUGAAGGAGCUGGUGAUGCUUCCUCUACAAAGACCCGAACUUUUCUGCAAGGGCCAAUUAACCAAGCCAUGCAAGGGUAUCCUUCUGUUUGGGCCUCCUGGAACUGGAAAGACUAUGCUUGCUAAGGCUGUGGCGACGGAAGCUGGUGCCAACUUCAUAAAUAUAUCCAUGUCAAGCAUCACAUCAAAGUGGUUUGGUGAGGGUGAAAAGUACGUGAAGGCUGUGUUUACGCUGGCUAGCAAGAUUUCUCCAAGUGUUGUGUUUGUGGACGAAGUGGAUAGUAUGUUGGGGAGGAGGGAGAAUCCAGGGGAGCAUGAAGCGAUGAGGAAGAUGAAGAAUGAGUUUAUGGUGAAUUGGGAUGGUCUGCGCACAAAAGAUACAGAGAGGGUUCUUGUACUUGCAGCCACAAAUAGACCUUUUGACCUCGAUGAGGCUGUUAUUAGAAGGCUCCCUCGUAGAUUGAUGGUGAAUUUACCAGACGCAGCCAAUAGAGCAAAGAUCUUAAAGGUAAUACUGGCAAAAGAGGAUUUAUCUCCUGAUAUAGAUUUGGAUGCAGUGGCUAGCAUGACCGAGGGAUACUCUGGAAGUGACCUAAAGAAUCUAUGUGUAACUGCGGCGCAUUGUCCGAUUAGAGAAAUCAUAGAAAAGGAGAAAAAGGAGCAUGCUGCAGCUAUAGCAGAAGGCAAACCGGCCCCAGCUUUAAGCGAGAGUUCUGAUAUCCGGGCUUUGAACCUGGACGACUUUAAAUUUGCACAUGAACAGGUUUGUGCGAGCGUCUCUUCCGAGUCUGUAAACAUGAAUGAGCUCGUUCAAUGGAACGAGCUGUAUGGAGAAGGAGGAUCAAGAAGAAAGAAGCCUCUCAGCUACUUCAUGUGAUAAAAUAAUACAUUCUACUCAUGUUCCUUUGUACAAUCAUCAUCAAGUAUAGGAGGAGGAAGAGGCUCUUUCUUUCUUUUUUUCUUUUUUAACUUAAAAAAUACUCUCUCUCUCUCUCUCUCUCUCAAGUAGUGAGUGGUCUCGGUCUCUGUGAGAUGGUUGGCAUAAAAGGCUGGCAUCAUCAUAAUCAUCCUCAGCUUUUGUUUUGUUUCUUUACCCCCAUCUCCAUCUCCAUCUCUUUUUGUCUUUUUUGGUUUAUUUAUUUGACACCAACUACUACUGGAUAGGAAUAAAAGUUAUAUCAAUCAGUCAGUCAAUCAAUCAAUCUUGUGCA
Messenger RNA from Lactuca sativa (garden lettuce), 4000 nucleotides. RefSeq lists its product as uncharacterized. The record is from RefSeq and is a predicted model, not a curated record. Gene Ontology annotation, cellular component: mitochondrial outer membrane. NCBI's taxonomy places the organism in Eukaryota, Viridiplantae, Streptophyta, Magnoliopsida, Asterales, Asteraceae. Gene Ontology annotation, molecular function: ATP binding; ATP hydrolysis activity; protein binding.